Hevea brasiliensis (rubber tree) is the source of this 1829-nucleotide messenger RNA. Its product is annotated as ent-kaurenoic acid oxidase 1-like. Gene Ontology annotation, cellular component: endoplasmic reticulum. NCBI's taxonomy places the organism in Eukaryota, Viridiplantae, Streptophyta, Magnoliopsida, Malpighiales, Euphorbiaceae. The coding region runs from base 110 to 1600 and encodes 496 amino acids. The record is from RefSeq and is a predicted model, not a curated record. The transcript has 8 exons. Gene Ontology annotation, biological process: brassinosteroid homeostasis; brassinosteroid biosynthetic process; sterol metabolic process. Gene Ontology annotation, molecular function: iron ion binding; heme binding; ent-kaurenoic acid monooxygenase activity.
GGAAGGCCUAACCUCCUGAAUUAAGAAAUAUAAAUAUUAGAGACGAGGACUCUGCUACCACACAGUAAUUAAGAGACUGAAAUUUGAGUUCUUGUCCAAAAGCAAAGCCAUGGAUCUGGGUUCCAGUUGGGUGAUCCUAAUAUGCGUCGUGGGUGCUUUGGUGGCUCUGAAACGAGUUCUACAGAGAGCAAAUUGGUGGCUCUACGAAGCCAAACUGGGUGAACUUCAGUAUGCACUGCCCCCAGGUGACCUUGGCUGGCCUUUCAUUGGCAAUAUGUGGUCAUUUCUCAAAGCUUUCAAGUCUACUGACCCUGAUUCUUUCAUGCGCUCCAUUACUACCAGAUAUGGACGUUGUGGAAUCUACAAGGGCUUCAUGUUUGGGAAACCUAGUGUAUUCGUGACAUCGCCUGAAGCAUGUAGAAGAGUAUUAAAUGAUGAUGAAGCAUUUCAGCCUGGCUGGCCUAAAUCCACCAUGGAGCUCAUUGGAAACAAGUCAUUCAUUGGUAUUUCUUAUGAAGAACACAAGCGUCUUCGGCGGCUCACUGCAGCUCCUGUCAAUGGUCAUGAAGCUCUCUCUGUAUAUGUGAAUUACAUUGAAGAAAUUGUGAUUUCUGCCUUGGAAAAAUGGUCCACUAUGGGAGAGAUCGAGUUCUUAACUCAACUAAGGAAGCUAACCUUCAGAAUCAUAAUGUAUAUCUUCCUUGGCUCCGAAAGCGAGCCUGUCAUGGAGGCUUUGGAGAGAGAAUAUACAGCACUUAACUAUGGGGUCAGAGCCAUGGCAGUUAAUCUUCCUGGAUUUGCAUACCACAAAGCACUCAAGGCGCGCAAAAACCUUGUGGCUGCAUUACAAUCUGCAAUAGAUGAGCGCAGAAAACAAAGGAAGGAAAAUAUUUCAUCAAAGAAGAAAGAUAUGAUGGAUGCUCUGAUAGAUGUUCAAGAUGAAAAUGGUAGAAAAUUGGACGAUGAAGAAAUCAUUGAUGUUCUGUUGAUGUACUUGAAUGCAGGUCAUGAAUCUUCUGGCCAUACCGCUAUGUGGGCUGCUGUUUUUCUUGAGCGGCACCCAGAAUUUCUCAAAAGGGCUAAGGAAGAGCAGGAGGAGAUCAUCAGAAGGAGGCCACCAACACAAAAGGGAUUGACACUUAAGGAAAUUAGAGAGAUGAAUUAUCUUUCCAACGUCAUUGAUGAAACACUUCGUUUGGUUACAUUCUCACUCACCGUUUUCCGAGAGGCAAAAGUAGAUGUCAAGUUGAAUGGAUAUAUUAUUCCCAAGGGUUGGAAAGUUCUUGUGUGGUUCAGAAGUGUUCACUUGGAUCCUGAAAUCUAUCCAAAUCCAACGGAAUUCAAUCCUUCUCGUUGGGAUAAUUUUACACCCAAAGCAGGAAGUUUCCUUCCCUUUGGAGCAGGAAGUCGUCUGUGCCCUGGAAAUGAUCUAGCAAAACUUGAAAUCUCCAUCUUCCUUCAUCAUUUUCUCCUCAAUUAUGAGCUCGAACGACUCAACCCUGAAUGUUCACUGAUGUAUUUGCCUCAUUCAAGACCUAAAGAUAACUGCGUGGCCAAAGUCAAGAAAAUUCCAUAUUCGACCGUGAAGAAACAGGAAUGAUUGCACACCACCUACAAUAGGUCUAUAUAUAUAUAGGACAAACCUACAUUCAUACACAAUGAUGGUUGCUUAUAUAAGGAGGAAGGAGUUGAAUCUGAGUUCAGUGACAGAGUUAGGGGGGCUGAAUAUAAAAUGUUACUCAUAUGUUUUUAUGAAUAUAAAAUAUAUAUAUUAUAAGUCGAUAUAUAUAUUAAGUGCUGUUUUGAUUCUCCUGAAAAUAAAUUUCGAU